AUGUAUGACAGUAAUGGUGAAACUAUUGUAAAGCUCAUUGACAAUGACAGUGUUAUAUGUAAGAUGGUUGGCUGCAUAACAAGUAACAAAGUGUUGGUGUUAUACUAUACUGACAACAAAACAAGUGAAAAGACAUGGACUCAAACAUCUGUGGAAUGGCCUAGUUUGCAGAGUGAAGAAUACAACUAUGGGAGAUUUAAUGAAGACCACAUGAAGGAGGAUAAUGAGGCUUUAGAUACUGAUGCGCAUGUUGUUUCGCUUGGAGAUUGUGAAGCUAUAGUUGAUGAAGAAGAAAAAGAGUCAGAGUAUGUGGAUAGUGAUUAUGAGUUUAGUGAAGAUGAGGAGGCAAACAAAGGUUGUAAUGUAGACAUCAAUAUGCCUUGUGAUGAAGAAGUGAAUGUUGAGACUGAAACACAAACACAAGGGCUAGGAGAGAUUUCUGAUGAUGGGGCAGAUUCUAAUACUUUAAAUUUUGAUGGGAACACCUCAGAUGAUAAGAAUACCAGUCGACAUUGCACAAAAAAGCAGAGGAUUCGCCUACCAAAGUUCAAGCAAUAUAGGAGAGCUACUGACUUUAAAAAUCCAGAGUUUCAUUUGGGGAUGCAAUUUGCAAAUCGGGAGCACUUGAAAGAAGCAAUAAAGGAGUAUGCCAUUGUAAACGGCAAGCUGCUGAAAUUUCAAAAAAAUGACAAGAGGAGGGUGAAGGUCUUGUGUAGUGGAUCUGGAAACUGUGCAUUUGUUCUUUAUACAUCUAGGAUUGAUAAACAGGAAUCCACUUUUGUAGUAAAGGCUAUACAUGCUGAUCAUACAUGUGGCAGAGUAGACAGGUUGAGAUAUGCUAAUUCAACAUGGAUUUCAGAAAGAUUUUGUGAUAAGAUGAGAAGAAAUCCUAAUUGGACUGUGGGGCAACUUCAAGAUGAGGUGAGGGAACACUAUGCAAUGAAUGUUACACAGAACCAAGUGUAUAGGGCAAAAAAAUUGGCUAAGAAGAUUUAUAUUUGUUUAGCUGGUUCUAAAAAGGGUUUCUUAGAAGGGUGUAGGCUUGUCGUAGGUGUUGAUGGGUGCCACUUAAAAGGACCCUGCUCAGGGCAGAUCUUAACUGCAGUUGGUGUUGAUGGGAACAAUGUUUUACCAAAUACUGAACACAGAAUGUGCGUGAGACAUUUGUAUAACAACUUCAGAGGCCAGUACACAGGACUUGCUCUAAAACAUUUGCUAUGGGCUACUGCAAGGGCAACCACAUUGCCUUGGUGGGAAGCAGAGAUGGAUAAUCUGAAAAGGGAGGAUGCAGAUGCUUGGGGGUGGCUAAUUGAAAGGCAUGCAAAAAAUUGGUCAAGAUCUCAUUUUGCAACACACUAUAAGUGUGAUUUGUUGUUAAAUAACCUAUGUAAAAGCUUCAAUGCAGCCAUAAGGGAUAAGCCAAUCCUAACAUGCCUUGAGAGAAUAAGGAUGUAUAUUAUGAUUAGGAUGGCUAAUAGAAGGGCUUCUUGUCAACAUUGGAGGUGUACUGUUGGUCCUAGAAUCUUCAACAUAAUAGAGAAAAAUAAGUUGGCAUCAAGUCAAUGCAUACCAAGGUUGGCUGGGGAGAAGAAAUAUCAAGUAAGUCAGUUGUAUGAGGGAGAAUUUGCUGUCGAUCUAAGAGCAAAGACUUGCUCUUGUAUAAGAUGGGACUUAUGUAGGAUUCCUUGCCCACAUGCAAUUUUUGCUAUUUUCUAUAGAAAUGAAGACAUAGAGGAUUAUGUGGAUAAAUUGUACAAGAAAGAUGCUUACUUAAAAACAUAUGGUCCUAUCAUUGGACCUGUUCAUUCCAUUGACCAAUGGCCACGGAGUGGUUUAGCAGCUAUUAAGCCUCCCAACUUCAGAAUCCAACCUUGA
This is a messenger RNA of Prunus armeniaca (apricot), 1875 nucleotides long. The record is from the annotation of a GenBank genome assembly. Lineage: Eukaryota; Viridiplantae; Streptophyta; Magnoliopsida; Rosales; Rosaceae.